AUGCAACAACCAACGACCAACAACCACACGUUGGAACGCCUCACGCAGGGGUCCGAGCGGUCAGGGGAAAUUUUCACCACCAGAAGAACAAAGCCAGCUAUCACAGCCACCCUCCUCGGGCUGGAAGCUCUGCCAGUCGACCUCCCCCAGCGUCGAGUCAUGCCAUCCGAUCAGCCCCGAGAGCAGUCGAGCCGGGUUCCACACCCCAAAUUUGUGAAAUCAGCCCCAGAGUCCAAGAAUUUAGUCAUCCGCCCGCCAGGGGACUUCCUCUGGGUGGACUACCAGGAUGAUAAAUCACAGGGCCGCGAGCUGUCCCGGUCCAAACAGGCCUUUGUCCGGACGCGACACCAUCGCAUGCGUAGGGAGAAGCAGCUGCAGCAAUUAAAGGCUCCCAGCGGGCACUGCCCGCCAGCCUCGGAUCCUGCGGCCGCCCCCUCGUCCAAGCCAAGUCGCCGGCGGCAGCCCAAGAAAGAGCCGCAGGGCGAUGAAGGUGAGCUCAUUCGGGUUCAGGAGCCGCCUGUUUUUGUCACCUCGCUCGAAGCAGGAGUCCUCGACGGGGCGCCCGCCCUUUCGAUUGCCAUUAACCAAAAUCCCAAUCUCUAUUUCCAACAUUAUCGAAUCCAUAGCUCAAGAUCAUGUUUCCCGCUCUGCUCCAGCGGCGUAGUGGUCUGGUUCUGGCAAAAGGCACUUGAGGACCCUGCCUUGAUGCAGAUUAAGUUAUCUAUCAGUGCCUCGCACCGAGCUGCCAUUCUGGAGGCGUGUGGUGCGCCUGCAGAGGCCGUGAUGAAACCCGCGCAAGAUGCACUGCGUCUCCGCGUUGGGACCAUCAAAUCGGUUCAAGAGAUAUUACAAAAUAAGACCAGGGUAUACUCCGAGUCGACCGUCUUUCUUAUUGCCCACCUCAUUGUUUCAGAAGGAGUGGAAGGCAAUGUGGAGGCCGUCGAGGCGCAUAUGAAUGGCAUGGAAAAAAUAAUUGUCGCGACAGGCGGUAUGGACCAGCUGGAGUUUGGCACACUGGCCAUGGUCUAUAGUUGCGUGUUCUUGCGAAGCAUGAUUAAAAACGCUCCGCCGGCACUCCCGAUGUGCAAGAAAUAUCAAGAAAGAGUCUUUAAAGAGUCCGUCUUUUUCAAAGCGAAUAACCGAUUUACGAAACUCGCCAAAAUCGGCACCCGGUUCUUCACCUCUUCCUGGUCAAGAGACCUCCCUCCGUCAUUCAGAUCAAUUAUCUCCCUAUUUCAGCAGCUAGUGGCCUAUUACGAGAGCCUGGACAUCUCGGUCGCCGAGCCGAUGUCGGUCGAGAAUGAUUGCUUAUUGUACCUCUCAUAUCGACUAUUGUGGCUUCCAGAACAAUGCACGCUCACCCCCUUCCAAGAAACCCUCCGCUUAUCCAUCGUGGUCUACGCCUCUGUCCGCAUCUGGACCUUCUACGGCAUGCCCUGUCUGGAAGCCCUGGUCGAACGGCUCCAGGAGAGCCUAUAUAAGAGUCUUCCGGUGCUUCGGAGCACGGCCUCCGACCUGCUGUUCUGGAUCCUGUUCAUCGGCAGCCUGGCAUCGAAGCGAAUGAAGUGUCACUCGUGGUUCUUGGCCCAACUUAUGGAUUCCGCGGACCAAUUAUUAUUGGAAGGGUGGGAGAGCGCGAUUGCGGUAUUGGAGAAAUUCUUCUUUGUGUGUCGGCCGAAAGAUGAGCCGGCUAGAGAAUUAUGGCAUGCUGCGUUUCGCGCUGUCAACAUCAUUGUAUAA
Molecule: messenger RNA, 1740 nt
Organism: Penicillium argentinense
Lineage: Eukaryota; Fungi; Ascomycota; Eurotiomycetes; Eurotiales; Aspergillaceae
Exons: 4
Coding region: 1-1740 (579 amino acids)
Source: RefSeq, a predicted model, not a curated record